Molecule: messenger RNA, 2352 nt
Organism: Anastrepha obliqua
Lineage: Eukaryota; Metazoa; Arthropoda; Insecta; Diptera; Tephritidae
Exons: 2
Coding region: 287-715 (142 amino acids)
Source: RefSeq, a predicted model, not a curated record
CUCAAUAAAGGAAGCCGCAAAACUAAACUCAAUCGUAUAACACAGAAUUUCGAGUAAGCAAGUACGUGAAAAACUCUCAUGAGAUAAUUUUAUAUUAGCUAGAAAAAAAUAAAACACAGUACAAACUAUUUCCACGCAUACUCGAAUAAUAUCUUAAAAGGCAUAAAAGCUGCUUCACAAUAGUUACGCAUUAAACAUCUGAACAACCAGCUGACGUGUUCACCCCGCACCGCAAACAACACUUUGUACCUAAACCAUUACUACAAGCGACCUAAAUCCAAACAAAAUGCCCUUGAAACUAAUAAAACCAGACUAUAAACACAUUUCCGUAUUCCACCUAGGUCAAAGUCAGCCAACGAUAAGUGUCAAAGAAAUCGGGGGGAAAAAGAGUGAGAAGGAGAACAAGGACACAAAAGAUAUCCAAGCAUUGCUAGACCGACACAUCGGAAUGUGUAAAAAAACUGCGCGACGUCUGGCCACUUUUGGCAAACGUCAACAACAUUUACACAAUAGGAAUAUGCCAUGCCAGGGACGACAACAACCGCCAACUUGGCAAGGGUUCGUAUUACCGCUACAAAGUGAAUACAUCACGUGCCGCAUUGUAGCACUGUUUUCCCAUCAACAGACGACUGCUGGGAAUACCCACACGCAAGCGACCAACGAGACUAUCAAAGAAGCAGCUAGCAAAGCAACCGGCAGCGAAGAGCUUGGAUAGCAUUGGCAUGCUGUGACCAUAAUAAAAGAGACCAGCAGAGUCAGCAGCAGCAUAGAGGGUUGUCUUCCGCAAAGAUUCGACGCUGUAUGGUGAAUGCGAUUUUAUUCUGGCAUACAGACAGACAUCCAGCCAGCAGGCAACCAACAAAGCAGUUAAAGUGUAAAGACACAUCAGAAGAUUGCUACAUUACUAGGUACAUAUGUACCAUACGUAGGAGGGGCUCCUCUGCCCCACUCUACUAAAUGCGCAUACAGUGUCAAUGACAAGUGCAGAUGCGGCAGCGCACAAGUGACUCUUGGGGCAGCUGCUUACGGUUUGUUAGACAUUUUUACUCAUAUUAAACGCCAUGGAGCUACUUCAUUGCCGUGUUGGGUUUUUAUACCCAUGCGCUUGUGUACAAGGGUAUUAUAAUUUUGUUCACACAACGGUUCUAUGUAACAGCAUAAAUUAAUCGAGGUAGAUAUAGAGAUAAAUAUACUUAUGGUAUAAACCAAAGUGCUCAGAAUGAUGCACAAAAUAACUCCAGCAAAAAGAAAUAUAUUAUAUUUGACUGAAACAUAAAAUGCGCGAAAUCAGUCAAUAACCACAGCUACUAGCAAAAUAAAGCCAAUUUUGAAAAAAGAAUAUAACGUGCAUCUCUGUUGGAUUCGAAAAAUUAACAGCCAGCUUAAAUAAAUUUUACUAAAAUGUGCGCGGGUUCAAUUAUAUAUGUACGGUUCGGUCCGGACUGAAGUGGCCUUCCUUACUUGUUGCAGCUUAUACUUAUUUCGCUGCUUGGGAAACCCUCAGCGCAUUCGCGGCAUCUAUUUAUGUAACGGCCUUUGUCUGCUUUGGCCGCCGGGUCUGCUUGACUACACCAAUGAGCUUGCUUGGUUGCUUACUUGGAACUACUCGUAUUUUUUUUGCUCAAACUUUAAUCGCCUACGGAAUCAGCACUCACCGUUGUCAUUAUUGGCAUUGACAUUGUCGUUCACGCUAUUGGUGUCUCAUUCUUGUGAUCAUCACCGUGCGUGUAAUACACUACUCUUUGUUCUAUUGCCUUUGCUGUUGGUGUGAAUAUGAGUACGCGUGCCGUCACAGUAACACCAGCUGCGCCUUUGCUGCCGUCCGUCCACAAAAGGGAUUUGUUUAGUUCUUGAAAAAAUUUUGUAAAACAGCCAGCCAAGGUAAACAAGUGGAAAUAUGAGCAUACCCACCGACAUACAGACGUGCCUACUUGUAUUCAGGUAUGAAUGUGCUAGUGAAUGACAAACAGAUGUCGUGCAGUUAAAUGGUGGAACCCCCAGUGCCCAGACACAAUGUCUGUUGGUUCGCAGCUCAUUGCACGUUUGUAGUUGUUGGUUGCCUGAAACUCAAGUAUUGCUUGUUUGGGAAACCCGCAUUAACUUUAGCGGUUAAGGUAAUGGGGAAAUACGCGACCAGCAAGUGAAACAAGUAGUUUAAGUGUGGUGUCGUAACAACAAGUCAAUUGCUCUGGCAAGUUUGCUACCGGGUACCUGUCGUCAUCCGUGUUAAUGGUUAGGCACUGUGUAUCCAUUUUGAAAAAGUUAUGGAGAAAAAUUUGUAGAGGAUGCUUUAUCUGGAUGAUAAAUCUGCUAUACCGAAAUUCUACAAGUGAGAAGAUAUAGUCGUAUAUG